UCACAACUCACAAUAGCUGAGAAAUGGAAUGAAUGACGGCAAAGGAAAGUGGUGAGUCCCAUUGUUGAGUUGGAUCGAUCGAUCUUGAGCGUCCAUUGUAUACACACUUCAAAACACAACACAAAGGUUAGAAAGAAGAGAAGAGUGGGUGGGUUUGGUGCGAUUGCUGCUGCUAGUGCGAGAAACUUUUUCUUUUCCAUUUUCGAGAAUUAACAAACAAAGCCUUUCCUUUCCUUUCAGCUAUCUAUCUAUCUAUCUAUCUAUCUGUCCGAUCCUCGCUCGAUCAUCACUGCACUUCUCUUCUCUGGUUUGCUUUGCUUUGCUUUUCACACCUCCACUCCAAUUUUAUAUUUAUUUUCAUUUCAUCCAACUUUGGAUAAAAUUAAAUUACAUAGAUCCAAUCCUUGAUGAUUACCGAUCUGAGGAGGUUCUAAACAUCUCAAUUCAAUUCAAUUUCCAUAAUCCUCAAACCCUAAUUAUUAAUCCGAUGUUAUUAUUAUUAUUAUUAUUAUUAUUAUGAGAGAUAUGCUCAAGAGUGGGAGUCUUUCCCGUAAUUCUACUGGUAGUACUAAGUCAUCAUCUUCCGCAUCAGCCGCCGCGGCACUCAGACUCUCAUCACCUCAACAGUCCUUCAGACGAUUAGGAUUGUGUUCUCAAUUAUCAACUGCUGGUGAACAUUCUUCUCCUAUCGUCUUCCCCGAAAAACGCAGUAAACUCAAGGCUUCCAAGAAGAACAGUACAGAAGCCAUUCGUGCAUCCGGUGAUCAUCAGGAUGCCGCUGCAGCAAAGAAUUUCGAGCAUAGGAUUGAUAUACCAGGUGGAGGUGACGAAAAAUCUGAUUUGUUAGGGUAUGUUGUUUUCUCUGGCAAAUUGGCUUUGGAUAAGAGGAAGAUUUCUGUAAAUAAUAAUAACAAAACUGAUGCUCAACAACAAACUUCUUUUGAUACUACCAAUCAAGCUGCCGUCGAUGCUAAAUUAACAAGUAAAGCUUUACUUUGGGGAUCACAUGUGCUUCACCUUGACGAUGUUAUCUCGGUUUCUUAUCAUGCUGGUCUCAAACAUUUCACAGUGCAUUCGUAUCCGAUGAAAAAGGCUUCAUGUGGUCUUUCUUGUUUUAUAAAACCUCGAAGGAGUCGCAAGGAUUUCCGUUUUGUGGCUUCUACAAUAGAAGAGGCAAUUCAGUGGGUUGGUGGAUUUGCUGAUCAACACUGUUUUAUUAACUGUCUACCUCACCCUUUAGUUUCUUCCAAGAAGCAAGCGUCGUCGGAAUUAUUUCAGACAGAUACCCCUCCUGAAUUGCUCUUUAGAUGCAAAACUCCGCCUAAGAUGCUUGUAAUUUUAAACCCACGCUCAGGCCGAGGUCGUUCCAGUAAAGUUUUCCACCGUGAUGUGGAACCAAUAUUCAGGCUUGCUGGUUUUAGAUUGGAGGUAGUUAAAACAACAUCUGCCGGUCAUGCUAGAAACCUUGCAUCAACUGUAGACAUCAGCACUUGCCCUGAUGGAAUCAUAUGUGUUGGCGGUGAUGGGAUAAUCAACGAGGUUGUUAAUGGUCUACUUAGUAGAGACAAUCAAAAGGAAGGAAUAUCUAUACCUAUUGGAAUUAUACCAGCUGGUUCUGAUAACUCACUGGUAUGGACUGUUCUUGGAGUUAGAGAUCCUGUUUCUGCAGCAAUGGCUAUUGUGAAGGGGGGCCUUACCGCUACAGAUGUCUUUGCUGUUGAAUGGAUUCAGAAUAAUAAAAUUCACUUUGGAUUAACAGUCUCAUAUUAUGGUUUUGUUAGUGAUGUGUUGGAACUUUCUGAAAAAUAUCAGAAGCGCUUUGGCCCACUGCGGUAUUUUGUUGCUGGAUUUCUCAAGUUCUUAUGCUUACCGCGAUACAGCUACGAAGUUGAAUAUCUUCCAGCAUCAAAACCUGAAAAAGAAGGUUCCGGUGAAAGGGAAGUAGUUGACAUGUCGGAGCUGUAUACCGACAUCAUGACCAGAUCAAAUAAGGAUGGGAUGCCCAGGGCAUCUAGUCUUUCAAGUAUUGACUCAAUAAUGACUCCGAGUCGGAUAUCUGGUGGGGACCUGGAUACCUGUAGCAGCACUCAUGCUAGCACCGAACCUUCUGAGUUGGUGCGUGGCUUAGAUCCAAAGUCAAAACGCCUAUCAUCUGGAAGGAGCAAUAUCACAGCAGAGCCAGAAGUCAUUCAUCCCCAACUGCCUCUGUCAACAACUCCAAACUGGCCAAGAACAAGAUCUAAGUCAAGGAAUGAUAGAGGAUGGGCUGGAUUGACCACUACACAUGAUACCUCUAAAUGGGGGAAUGCAGCGAAUGAUAGAGAGGAUAUAUCAUCUACACUGUCUGACCCAGGUCCUAUCUGGGAUGCUGAACCAAAAUGGGAUCCAGAGGCUAAUUGGGAUGUGGAAAACCCUAUUGAGUUGCCAGGGCCACCAGAUGAUACAGAAGUAGGAUCCACGAAGGAGGUUGUGCCACGUUUUGGAGAAAAAUGGGUUGUUUCAAAGGGACAGUUUGUUGGCAUUCUGGUUUGCAACCAUGCUUGUAGAACUGUCCAGGGCUCUCAGGUGGUUGCUCCGAAAGCUGAGCAUGACGAUAACACUCUAGAUUUGAUCAUGGUACAUGGGAACGGAAGGCUGAGGCUGUUGAGAUUUUUCAUACUUCUACAGAUGGGUCAACAUGUUUCACUGCCAUAUGUUGAAUAUGUGAAGGUAAAGUCUGUCAGAAUAAAGUCUGGGAAACACACUCACAGCGGAUGUGGGAUUGAUGGUGAGUUUUUUCCACUCAAUGGACAAGUAAUUUCUUCUUUGCUUCCAGAACAGUGCAGGCUUAUUGGUCGGUUCCGUAUAUGAUUAGUGUGAGUUAUUUUCAAUUCUUUGACGGGUUUUGGUAAGCUAGUGUACCUUUUCCUUUAUGAAUCCAGAUACCUAAUCUGUCUCGUCAAAUACCUUGUCGCUGUAACAGCUGAGCUUUGUAAAUCUUUUUUAUUUUGAUUUCGUAAAAAGAAGAAAAGUACACUGCACAUUUCUACAUUUUCUACAACAAGAAGCUGAAUGUAUUGCUAAUCUCCAUUUCCUCGAAUUGAUCACUUGAUUCUUUUAUUCUAAUGCCUAUAGAUUAUGAUCCUGUUUCUCAA
Medicago truncatula (barrel medic) is the source of this 3134-nucleotide messenger RNA. Its product is annotated as sphingoid long-chain bases kinase 1. Gene Ontology annotation, biological process: phosphorylation; ceramide metabolic process. Bases 517 to 2850 code for a protein of 777 amino acids. The record is from RefSeq and is a predicted model, not a curated record. Lineage: Eukaryota; Viridiplantae; Streptophyta; Magnoliopsida; Fabales; Fabaceae. Gene Ontology annotation, molecular function: ceramide kinase activity. The transcript is spliced from 8 exons.